This is a messenger RNA of Dromiciops gliroides (monito del monte), 1212 nucleotides long. RefSeq lists its product as uncharacterized. Lineage: Eukaryota; Metazoa; Chordata; Mammalia; Microbiotheria; Microbiotheriidae. The record is from RefSeq and is a predicted model, not a curated record.
CAGAGAAGAGUUAAGAAAAGGUAUCUUUGAAUGUGGGAAUCUAAAGAAAAGAUUAAAGCAAUUUCCACUGUGGAAGGAUGCCAUGCAUAGUUGUAUAGACCAGACUCAUUGUCUGUGGGGCAGAAGGAGCUAGCACACACUUGGCCUGGUUAAGACGUUCCCCAAGGCAUAAAGGGUUCUUAAACCUAUGAAAUGUUUUCAUUGAAACACAAAGACCUUCUUUCCUGUGCUUUAUCAGAAUUAAGGAAAAAAGAAAGCCCAGUACAGCCCCCAAAGAUAAAACGCCAUCAAGUUACUACGGUCUCAGAAGAAGAAAAAAGGAUUGUAGAUCAAGAAAUGGGCCUCAAUUUUAGAAUGCCAGUGAUCAAAGUUCAUAUAUCUCUACCAUCCAUUCAUAAAUAUUCUUCAAAACGUAGAGAGAUAAAAAGAGAAAUCUACCACCAUCCAAUUUACAGAUUAUGUCAUUUUAUUGAUGGCCAAUCCAAAUUUAAAAUUAGCCAUCUCUUUGAAAGAGAUAAGAAAGAAGCUACUAGAACACAUGGCACUAUCAACUUUUCCCCGCUUUAUAGUAUCGAUAGACAGUAUAACAACAAGGAAAAGGUGGAAAAUGUCCAAAAGAAAAUACAAUUUUUAGCCAUGCUCCAAAUUGCUGAUGAAAUUGCUAACGAAAAUGUUCACAAAUAUCUUCAAGAGAAAAAUUACCUUAUUAAAAAAAGAAAUAAAGAACAAAACAAGAAACUAGAAGAAAGUUUUCAAAAGUUUCAAGAGACCAGAUUGAGACUGAUGGACAAAUUCAACGAAAGGAGAAAUUCUUUUCUGGAAGGAGCCAAAUUCAAAGCACGAGAACAUCUGAUGGUAGGAGACAUGAGCAAUCGGCACACUACACUGUAACUCCAGUUUGACAGAUAUAAGGGAAAACAAGACAUUGUGAUAAAGAAUAAGAGUCUUGUGAAGGAAAUGAAGGAAACGGAUAAAUACAAUAAGGAAUUAGUUAAGAAAAUGAAGAAAGUCAAAGCUAUACAUAAACGGCAUGUAGAAGAGCAGUUAAUUAUUCAUACCAUUGCUACUCAGAAAGCUUCUGAAAUUCAAGAAGUCAAAACCAAAGUGGCUGCCAUGAAAAGUCAUCCUAAAAGUCAUCAUGUUCACGUCAACCUUCCUUAUGGACACCCAAAGAAUUCUUUCCUUUCUAGCUCAUUCACAUUCUUGAAGUGA